CCGACGACGCGUACGCUCUGGUGUCGGGACGCGUCAACUGCCGUCAGCUUCAGAUCGACCUCUAUUCUCUAUCUUCCUCCUCCUCCACUACCUAACCUUCAUCAUGGCCAGACGUUACGACAGUCGCACCACCAUCUUCUCGCCCGAGGGGCGUUUAUACCAAAUCGAGUACGCCAUGGAGGCCAUCUCGCAUGCUGGAACGGUCCUUGGCGUCCUAUCGAAGGAUGGCGUGGUACUGGCCGCGGAGAAGAAGGUUACCGGAAAGCUCCUCGAUAUGUCAAUCGCGAAGGAAGGCGGGUAUGGCGGGAGUGGCGAGAAGAUCUUUCUGUUGAACUCAAAUGUUGUCGCUGGUGUUGCUGGGAUUGCCGCAGACGCGAACUCUCUCGUGAACUACGCACGACAAGCCUCGCAAAGACACCUGUUCAUGUAUAACGAAGACAUCCCUGUAGAGCUUCUGGCUCAGCGACUAUGUGACCUCAAGCAGGGAUACACCCAAUAUGGAGGUCUCCGGCCAUUCGGUGUCUCUCUCCUGUAUGCCGGCUACGAUCCACAUUACGAGUUCCAGCUCUACCACUCAGACCCCUCCGGCAACUACUCUGGCUGGAAGGCGACAUGUAUCGGCGCGAACAACGGUACGGCGACCUCCCUGCUCAAGCAGGAGUACAAGGAGGACAUCACGGUGGAGGACGCGAUCGAGCUCGUGCUGAGGACAAUGAGCAAGACGAUGGACAGCACCACGCUAGGCAGCGAGAAGCUGGAGUUUGCGACCCUCACCCUCGACGCGAACAAGAAUCCCAAGGCGAAGAUCUACAAGCCGGCCGAGAUCGAUGCGCUCCUGCAGAAGCACGGGCUGGGGAAGAAGGAAGAGGACGCGGACAUGGCGGCGUGAUAACAUCGACUAAGGUUGCCCCAGUGCAAUCUGACAUACCUCUCGCCGCCUUGUCCAGCUACGACCCGCGGGGAAGCGCAGGAGGGAGAGUGUCGAAUCUGCACCGGGCCAACCCCCUUGUAGGAUUGCUGGUUUGGGGCGGACUUGCUGUACAAUGUACAAAAUACGACCUUCGCAUCCC
Messenger RNA from Dichomitus squalens LYAD-421 SS1, 1070 nucleotides. RefSeq names its product N-terminal nucleophile aminohydrolase. Lineage: Eukaryota; Fungi; Basidiomycota; Agaricomycetes; Polyporales; Polyporaceae. Bases 104 to 889 code for a protein of 261 amino acids. Gene Ontology annotation, cellular component: proteasome core complex, alpha-subunit complex; cytosol; nucleus. The record is from RefSeq and is a predicted model, not a curated record. The transcript has 8 exons. Gene Ontology annotation, biological process: ubiquitin-dependent protein catabolic process.